Messenger RNA from Equus caballus (horse), 1975 nucleotides. RefSeq names its product NAD(P) dependent steroid dehydrogenase-like (gene NSDHL). Lineage: Eukaryota; Metazoa; Chordata; Mammalia; Perissodactyla; Equidae. Gene Ontology annotation, molecular function: 3-beta-hydroxy-Delta5-steroid dehydrogenase (NAD+) activity. The record is from RefSeq and is a predicted model, not a curated record. Gene Ontology annotation, biological process: steroid biosynthetic process.
CUCGGCUGAUCCUCGGCUCACGCGGGGAGAGAGGAAAGGUCGGCCGCUGGCGGCUGGAGCUCCGUGGGUGCGGUCUUCGGGCGCGCGGAGGCCGGCCGGGAGCGUGUCUACGGACGGCAGCCCUCCUCCCCUUGCUCAGAAGUUGAACGAGGCACUUGGAUUUCACCAGUAGAAGAGAAAAGUAGACCACAAACGGGACCAUAUUUGGAGCUAAAAUGGAACAAGCAGCUGAUGAGCCAAUGAACAACCCGAUCACACAGACACAUCUGACAGAAAACAUUCCAAAAGUGAGUACUGACACCGAAAAGGUCAGCCAAAACCAGGCCAAGAAAUGUACCGUGAUCGGGGGUUCUGGGUUCCUAGGACAGCACAUGGUGGAGCAGUUGCUUGCAAGAGGCUAUGCUGUCAAUGUAUUCGAUAUGCGGCAAGGGUUCGACAAUCCCCGGGUACAGUUCUUUCUGGGCGACCUCUGCAGCCAACAGGAUCUGUACCCAGCUCUGAAAGGAGUAAGCACAGUUUUCCACUGUGCAUCACCCUCACCAUCCAGUAACGACAAGGAGCUCUUUUAUAGAGUGAAUCACAUUGGCACCAAGAAUGUCAUUGAAACUUGUAAAGAGGCUGGGGUUCAGAAACUCAUUUUAACCAGCAGUGCCAGUGUCAUCUUUGAGGGCGUCGACAUCAAGAAUGGAACCGAAGACCUCCCUUAUGCCGUGAACCCCAUUGACUACUACACGGAGACGAAGAUCUUACAGGAGAGAGCCGUCCUGGGCGCCAAUGAUCCAGAGAGGAAUUUCUUAACCACAGCCAUCCGCCCUCAUGGCAUUUUCGGCCCAAGGGACCCCCAGCUGGUCCCCAUCCUCAUCGAAGCAGCCCAGAAGGGCAAGAUGAAGUUUGUGAUUGGAAACGGCAAGAACUUGGUGGACUUCACCUUCGUGGAGAACGUGGUCCACGGACACAUCCUGGCUGCAGAGCACCUCUCCCAAGACACGACCUUGGGUGGGAAGGCAUUUCACAUCACCAAUGAUGAACCCAUCCCUUUCUGGACGUUCCUGUCCCGCAUCCUGACAGGCCUCAAUUACGAGGCCCCCAAGUACCACAUCCCCUACUGGGUGGCCUACUACCUGGCCGUCCUGCUGUCCCUCUUGGUGACAGUAAUCAGUCCUCUCAUCCAGCUCCAGCCCACUUUCACACCGAUGCGGGUCGCACUGGCCGGCACAUUCCACUACUACAGCUGCGAGAGAGCCAAAAAGCUCAUGGGCUACCGGCCCCUGGUCACCAUGGAUGAGGCUGUGGAAAGGACUGUGCAGAGUUUUCACCACCUGCGGAAGGUCGAGUGAGGCACCUGGAGACUGGGCCCUCUCAAUGCAUUCCCCCGCUGCUAACUCUCUCCCCUGUGGGCCAAUAAACUAACCCCCAAAUGAGUUUUUUUGAGCUUAGGUCUCCUGCCAGUUAGAUGAGAACACACCCAACCCUUCCGUGACCGCAAGUGUGACAAAAACAGUAGACAUUUCUUCCUUCAGAGGACUGGAUUUGGAUUUCUUAAAGCACGAAGUUUCACAGGCUACUGUUUUGCAUUCUCUCUCCCUCUCCAUCCUCCCCCCCAUGCACUCCCCUCUCUCCUAGGUUCCUUAUCAUUCCCGUGUCCUUGUACAUAAUCAAGGAAGCUAUAGGGAAGACACAACCCAUUUGCUAAUUGAGGAUGGGGAACUAGAUUUAUUUCCAUGGGAACCAUCACAACUAGCCUUGAAGAAAAGUAGAAGUUAUAAACACAUGGUGAGACUUCAAAUGUACAUUUCAAAUAGAGUUUAGAGCAAAAACUCAAAAAGCUUAAAUAGCUGUAGCCCUCCCUGCGGAGUCCCCAGGGGGAAAGGACUGCACCUCCUUACAUGCUUGCAAGUUCUCUGUCAGGUACAGCUGCGUACUUCCCUGCAUUGUUUGUUCAUAAAACAUUGUUUCAUGGACACAUUUCUCUUUA